GCGAAGUUGUUGAGUCAGUGGCUUAGAAGAAAAAAAAAAUCAACGAAAAUUUUUCUCGCGAGAUAUUAGUUUUUUAUAUGUAGUAUAACUCGAUGUAUGAAUUAUUCAAACAUCACGUUAAAAGUUAGGUAGCCGGUUAUUCGUGCUCUGAACUUGACUCUUCUUCGAUAGUGUUUCGGUAAAUGAUCGAGUCUUAAUUAUAAGUUUGGAUAAUGUCGCGAAGUAUUAAUGUUUGUUAUUUACCAAUAAUGAUGUUUUCAAUUGGUUACGUAAAAAGUUUUCAGUUCUCGUCGCAUCUGCUGCACCUAUACCUUACUAAUAAUGUCUUUUAAUCGUGUACGAAUAUGGAAAAAUGCAUAUUUAAAUGUGUUGCGCGUUCACGUUUAGUUCACAUAAACAUCAAAUUAUCAGUUUGGUAUUCCGUACAAAACUAGCGGUAGUGAUAGAAAAGUGUUUAGCCAAUUGUAGACCAUCGAUGUGAAAAGGUAUACCUAUUGCGAUAAAGAACAUCGUCUAUCGAUAGAAUUCACACGGUAUGCGCGAGUGAUUAUACGAGAUUUUUCGAUUCAAAUGCUGGUUAUUUGUGAUUCGUUCGGUUUGGAAAUAAAUACCCUGAGAUAAUUAUUUUUUAGCUAUGGAUAAAAUUUCAUCGAGUCGUCAAAAUUUAGAUAAGGAUAAUUCGAAUUCGAAAUGGAUUUUCGCUCAGGUUUUGGCAGCUUUAGCCGGCACUAUAAUCACGACAAAUUUAUCCGCUAUGACGUCGUCCAUAACCAUUGUAAAUGGAUAUCUUAAAGAAUCAAGUAGAAGUAAUUUUACUAAUGGUACUGCAUCUAAUGGAGAUUUCAUGAUAUCAGACGCUGAAGCUUCGUUCUACGCUACUUUACAAUUAGCCACGCAUUUCAUCGCGAGCGUAUUUUCCGGCGUAUUUCAAGAUGGCUGUGGACGUAAAAAAUGCAUGAUGGUUUCGAUAUUUCCGCAAUUAGCGAGUUGGAUCGUAUUGCACUACAGCACGAGCAUAUAUUGGCUUUAUAUGCACUCGAUAUGUGUCGGUUUGGGCACAGCGUUUAGCGAAGUGACGAUAAUCACUUACAUUAGUGAGAUAUCAAACGUCGAACUUAGAGGCAGAUUAUUUUCUUUGGGAAAAAUUGGCUACGGAUUUGGAUCGUUUGUGGCUUUCUUUUUGGCCAAUUUCAUCCAUUGGAGGCAGCUGGCUCUGGCUUGUUCUGUGAUGCCUGUUAUUAUGCUGGUUUACGUAGCGUGGUUACCGGAAAGUCCAUUAUGGUUGUUAUCAAAGGGGCAUGAGAAACGAUGCAAAAGCAGCAUAAAAUGGUUGCAAGGCUGGACAACUGACAAACAUAUUGAGCAUCAUUUUGCCAAAGUACAAGAAUAUGUCGAUCAAAGUAAACAUUUCGGAAAAUCUGAUCAGCCUGAUGUGAUAUUACCGCAUACUCGACAAAAUGUCACCCAACGCAUCUACCAAAAAUACGUGAGAUUAUUCUUCCUGCCCGAAUUCGUCGAGCCGUUUAAAAUCAUCAGCGUUUUAUUCUUGUGCUCGUAUUUCUUGAGUCUGAGACCGGCUAAAUUUUAUCUCGUGAACAUCUUGGGCGAUCUCGGAGUGAAGGCUGAUCAAAUGAAAAUCAUGACAAUUUCAUCUUUGGCUCAAGUAUCAGGAUCGUUAACUUUGGCAGCAACCGUACGAAAAUUCGGUAAAAGAGAUUUGACCUUAUGGACGUUCACAUCUUGCGCAAUAUGUUUGGCGUUUUCUGGUGCCUAUUCUUACGCACAUUUUCAUCAUAAUGUUGACGCUGUUUGGAUCGUUUAUCUGAUUUAUGGACUGAUAUUCUAUUUUAGUGGAUUUACAUUAGGUGGCAUGCCUUGGUUUUAUUGCGCUGAAAUUUUCCCUCAAAAGAUUCGUGGAGUAUCGGGUGGUAUAGCUGCGACAUUUGCUCAUAUUUUGGUCGCUUUGCUGACCCAGUCGUAUUUAUUCAUUCAAAGUGCUAUCACAGUUACCAAUGUCUUCCUACUGUAUAGCGUUUUAAGUCUCAUAAGUUGUUAUUACCUAAAAUUAAAAUUACCUGAAACUGAAAACAAAACGCUUCAAGAAAUAGAAGAACAUUUUAAAAAGAAACCAGAAAGACUGAAUAGUGAAUCUACUAGUACAGCUGUGAAUUAAAUUGUAAGUUUGAGUGUUGAUCAGGUAAAGAGCUAAGCUGCGUACGUUCCCUAGAAUGUGCACUAUAAGGUGUUAUUGUAUUGAAUUAUUUUGAGUUGUGUGGAUUUUGUUGAAUUGUAUGAGAAUGGUGUAGGAUGAAUGAAUAGGUUUAGAUACCUAUUUCAUUAAUAUGGUGUGUUUAUUCGUGGUCGUUUGUGUCCGUACUUAAGUAUUUAAUUUCUUUUUCAACUUUCAUGUUUUUAAAUUUUUAAAUUGUGCUUAUUUAAUUAAGUAGUUUGAAAUAUGCUGAAUAAAUUUUUCAUCGAUGUUUU
Molecule: messenger RNA, 2484 nt
Organism: Planococcus citri (citrus mealybug)
Lineage: Eukaryota; Metazoa; Arthropoda; Insecta; Hemiptera; Pseudococcidae
Product: facilitated trehalose transporter Tret1-like
Exons: 7
Coding region: 635-2173 (512 amino acids)
Biological process (GO): transmembrane transport
Cellular component (GO): membrane
Molecular function (GO): transmembrane transporter activity
Source: RefSeq, a predicted model, not a curated record